This is a messenger RNA of Cimex lectularius (bed bug), 2556 nucleotides long. RefSeq names its product ralA-binding protein 1-like. The transcript is spliced from 11 exons. Gene Ontology annotation, molecular function: small GTPase binding; GTPase activator activity. Lineage: Eukaryota; Metazoa; Arthropoda; Insecta; Hemiptera; Cimicidae. The record is from RefSeq and is a predicted model, not a curated record. Gene Ontology annotation, biological process: small GTPase-mediated signal transduction. Bases 359 to 2284 code for a protein of 641 amino acids.
GGCUAUCCAAGUUCGAUAUCUUUGAAUAACAUAAUAAAAUAAACAACUGUAUAACUUUAAGCAUUGUAAACGAUAAAAUAAAUAUAAUAAUGAUUCAUAUUGACAAUUAAUAAUUUAAAUUCAAUAAAUAAAAUUGAAAAAAAGCUUCUCAUUUUGUUGUAAGCUGCUAGACACUUCCAACUCUGAUACAACACAGCUGUUCUACCUGUCUACUGUUGACUGUCUUCUUGUUUUCCGAUUUUUUUUACCACCGGGACCGAACAUUUUAAUUAUUAUCGUCGUUAAUUAAUUAAGAAAAUCUUUUUUCCGAGCGGGAUGACAAUUUUGAAAUAUUGAAGUUCGAUGCUGGCCGUCGAGCAUGGAAUUCGAGAGCCCGGACGUGGAAAGAGAAUUUCCAGGCCUUUACGCUUCGGAAGCAGCCAGAAAGAGCAAUGAAAGCGACUUUAGCGAUGAGAGUCACGAAAAAGUUUCAAAAAAAGACCUUCUCAUUGGGAAAAGGAAGGACAAGAAGGACAAAAAGGACAGAGGCUAUGCUACUUUAGAGGGAGAGAGUUCGCCCGAAGAAGACACCGACAUUAAAAGCCCAUCAAAAACGAAGAAGUCGAAGCCUUUCAAAUUCUCGUCGAAAAAGGAGAAAAGGGAAAAGUCCAGAGAGAAGGAAUGCAAGGAAAAGGAUCAAGAGAAAGAGAAGAAAAAAUCCGAUGAGAAAGACAGGGACAAGAAGAAAGAGGCCAAAGUGAAAUUGAAAAUAAAAGAAAAGAAGAAGGCGAAACAUGUCGAAGAGACCGUGGAGAUAAGUGGUAAUCGGAAUAUUUCCAACGAGUCUUUUUAUAAAUCCUCAUUCUUAGCAUCUUUUACAGAAGAUUUACCGAUAUUUGGCGUACCACUUUCUGUCGCCGUCGAACGCAGUAAAUGCCACGAUGGUGUCGAUAUACCCCUCAUCGUGAGAAACUGUAUCGAUCACGUCGAAGAGACAGGCUUGCUUGCAGAAAAUGUCUAUAAAGUAUCAGGUAUAAAAUCCAAGGUGCAGCAAGUGAGGCGGAUGUACAACAACCACGAGCCUGUCAAAAUAAGCGAUUUUGACCUCCCUGUCGCCACAAGCUUAGUGAAGCAGUUUUUGAGGGAACUCCCGGAGCCAGUGCUCACGACAGAGCUGGUUGGGAGGUUCGAAGAGGGCUCGGCUUGCAAUCAAGUGUCCGAGAGGGGCGACCGGUUCAAGACGCUCAUAAGUGAGCUUCCUUCUUGCAACAGGGCUUUGCUCGGCUGGCUCUUGAAACACUUUGAUCAUGUCACACAACAUGAAAAGUUCAAUAAGAUGAACGCUCAGAGUAUCUCGAUAGUGAUAAGUCCUCUGAUGCAAACAAGCCAGCGACUUCUGUCAGCACUCCUGUGCCAUGUUUCUGAACUCUUUCCUAAUCUUGUGUUAACAAAGUACGUUCCUCCGCUUACGUCGGUGAGCCCUGGACUGCCGGACAGUUCUGAAGGCUUGUCGAUCGAACUGGCAAAGCAAGAAUCACUUCUGAUGCAGCUGCAUAGGGAAAUGAACCAGGGUCUGGUUGAUAAAGCAAGGGAGGAACAAUUAUGGGGUGUACAAAGAAUAAUAACACAGCUAAAGAGAAAGUUGAGAUCUUUGGAAAGAACGAAUGGUUGCCAGAGGAGUUUGGAUGAAACAGACACAACGCCUAUAAAGCCAAGCCCCCACAAUUCACACCACUCACUGGAACGAAUAGUGGCGGACACGCCUAGUCAGAAUGUUGUCAAUAACAUCCCAGUCGUUCCGGACAAGCUUAAGGCCGAAUCUCCGCAGCCUUCUCUCAGGAGAGCCACCCUCCCCCAGCAGGAAGAAUCCAUAUGCAUCCCACACAAACAAGUACCCACAGCUGAAUCGCUCGAAGUACAAGAUAUAAACCGAGAGCUGACCGAGAAGGCGGAGAAAGUGGAAAGAAGUAUUAUCGAGACCGAAGUACUUAUGAACACAAUCAAUAAGCUUAAGAUGGACUGCAAGUUCGAACGUGAAGAAGUGAGGAGGAUUAAACAGCAGAUUCACAAUCUAGGAGGAAUUCCUGAAACUUGGGGCCCGCUUUCUGACAGCUCUGAUGAAGAAAAUGUGCCGCCCGGCAUGGAAAACGAUGUCCUUUGGAAGCGUAAAAUCGAGUUGAAACAUGAAACAAAAAUGCUUCAGGAGAAAAAGAAGAUUCUCAUAGAGAACAUAAUUGCAGAGACAGAUGCCUGCAUUGACUUAAAUGUACAAAUAAAAAUGCUACAGUUGUCGAUGGACCAUUGAGCUUUGAACUUGUCUUUCCUACUUAUAAGUGCCUUCUCGUUAAAGAGUUUCUUGAUAUGUUUCGUAUUUGACAAUUAGUGAGCCUAUGCACACUUGUACAAAUCGUUUAUUGUAGAUUAGUUGAACUUGCACUAGUAGUUCCAUUACAACUUAACUUUCAAGUUAACUGUGAAAUUUCAAAACAUUUUGUAUUAUACUGACCAAUGUAAGCUUACUUUCCAAUGUAUUAUAUAUCUAGUCUUUUUUUUCUUAAAUAAAAACCACACGCUCAA